CACGAAACACAAAGUUGAGUCCUUGCUUCUUAUGUUUGUUUGGGGAGAAGAUGACUGAGAACUGACAUCUUUGCAAAGGCUAGGCAGCACCAGUAGUACCUCACGAGAUGUCUUUACAAUAACACUGUAACCGGCUUAGUUUCACUUUCUAAAAUGUUUUACGCGCAUGGUUUGAUCAUCAUCUUGGGUUAUUUAACUACUUUAGGUGGAUCGCAGGAAGGGCCAAGAAUAAAGAGGACCAGACCAUCGGAUGCUGGAAAUGACGUAGAUAGCGAACUGGAUGAAAGGAACAAUCAAUUACAGGCCAAUUACGUUCCUCCUGGUUUUAUAAGUCCCUCUGUGAUCGAAUAUCUGGAGCUAGGGAAAUCCAUCCCAGGCAGGCCAGGCACUGACUAUCCAGUCCUAGGUACAGUACCUUACACCAAUUUUUACUGCGACGACCAAGCCUAUCCUGGAUUCUAUGCUGACGAGGAAGCAAGGUGUCAAAGUUGGCAUUACUGUGACAUCGACGGAAGGCAAACGACGUUUCUGUGUCCGAACGGAACCCAGUUUAGCCAAGCUGUUUUCGUUUGUGAUUGGUGGUUCAAUGUUAGAUGCGACCUGAGUUCGAAAUUGUAUGUCAUCAACAGUAGGUUGUAUGGUAGACCAAAACUUGAUCCAACACUUCCUCACCGAUCCAUAACAAAACAACUGUUGGAAAAUAUAUUCAAUGAUGAAGAGAGAAAAUAAAAUACUUCAAGAAAAUCCAACCUUCGAACAAAAAUUUUCUGAGGACUUGAAAUGAUAAGUCCAAAUAUGUGUUUAAGUUAUUUUAAGUGGCUCUGUAAAUAAAAUUAGAUUUCGCUCUUCUCUCGAGAUUUGUCGGAUAAUUCUCCUGAAAAUUUUAACUGUAAAUAUAUAUUUUUUAAUUCCG
Harmonia axyridis is the source of this 913-nucleotide messenger RNA. RefSeq lists its product as uncharacterized. Gene Ontology annotation, cellular component: extracellular region. The transcript has 4 exons. The coding region runs from base 154 to 729 and encodes 191 amino acids. NCBI's taxonomy places the organism in Eukaryota, Metazoa, Arthropoda, Insecta, Coleoptera, Coccinellidae. The record is from RefSeq and is a predicted model, not a curated record. Gene Ontology annotation, molecular function: chitin binding.